Molecule: messenger RNA, 5846 nt
Organism: Monomorium pharaonis (pharaoh ant)
Lineage: Eukaryota; Metazoa; Arthropoda; Insecta; Hymenoptera; Formicidae
Gene: ttv
Product: exostosin-1
Exons: 8
Coding region: 1697-3835 (712 amino acids)
Cellular component (GO): membrane
Molecular function (GO): glycosyltransferase activity
Source: RefSeq, a predicted model, not a curated record
AACAGAUAUAAUAUAUAGAUAUUACUUGAUAAGUAAAUAAAUCAUAAAUUAUUCUAAGUCAACCUGGAUCAAAUAAAAAGCUUAUAUUUUUUAAAUUGCGCGAGCGACAAAAUUGUCUCUCCGGCGGAUUAAAUCGGUCAUCGAUACUUCGACUUAAUGGCAGAACAAAUAUGUUUAAUGAAAGAUAAAUAAAAACUAAAUUUAAAAUAGUAUCUUCAACAGACAAAAAUCCGUCAGAGAAGAGAAAUUUUUAACGAUUCUGGUCUCGACCGCUGGCGGAUAAAUUUUGUCACGUGACCGAAUAAUGUCUGGAAAGCAUGUCGAUUGAAUAUCGUUGAAUUGCAGCCUCGUCGCAUAGCUCGAUGGAUUUGAGUAGCAAUUGAAUAGGAACCAUUACGGUGAUCGCACGAUUCUCCGAGUGUCGGUCCAAAGCGUUCGAACGUUCGCGAGCGAAAAGCUGUUCGUUCAAUAUGACUGCAUUAGCAUUUUUCGAAGAUUUCGUAAUCGUCUCGCCUUCCACGCGUAAAUAAUGUUGACGUUAAAAAAUUCACGGAAGCCGCGGGUCACGUAACAUAUAUUUGACUUCUGACACGAGUAAAUUUCUUGCAACAUCCCGGAGGACGAUCGAUAUUUACUUAAUUGGCUAUCAAUGGUCUUUUUUGUUGCGAUCUUUUUUUUUUAUCAAUAUCCCGACGUUGCUGUUCGGCUAAUUGGUAUGCUCUCUGACGCACGCGAGAUAAGACUCACGCUCGCGCAUCCAGAUGCCAAUUCCCUAUCGCGACAAUUUAAAAAAAAAAAAUUUGAUAACGAAAUCAAUAGCGUUCUUUAUUUCACUCCAGUCCGAAUCCGGGAAAUCGGCCGAGUCGAUUCCGUCGAUUCGCGAGAGGCGCGCCGAGUCUCGCGUCGAGCCGCGAAAACCGCAAGUCGCCGAGAAAGAUCGCGGCGAGAAAGAUCAACAUCCGCGUCUGCAUGACAAUAGGGUACAAAUUCCUCGUGCGCGCGGUCAGCGAAAAGAAGAUUUUACCUCCGCGAACGUUGAGCAAUGGAUAUAUACGACCGCGCGUACAUAUGCAUAUAUAUGUGCGCGCCGCGGAGAAACGAUCGCGCGUCGUGUGGUCAAGGUAAGGAUUUCAUAACUCCGUCGCCACGGCGACGUCCGCUCGUCAAGGAGCGCGGAUUCAGUACCGGCACGGGAUCGGCAUCGGGAAGACGAGCCUCUCCGGAUAGGAGUGAUCGGGACGCUAAUUGGGGCGCUUAAAUUAAUAACGCUCCCCAGACUCACUCCGGAAUCGAUAUCCGACCCUGAGAGAGUGCUCUUUAAUUUUUACUUUAAUUUAUUUUCAUGGCUGUGCCAUUGAGUCGCUUAUUCAUUUCUCACAAUCUCGAAAGUUUCAUCUUCCGUUCGAUUCCGCGCGGCUCUCUCGUGUUAUAAUUUUUAUCUUCGCGUUAAUUCAUCUCGAGAUGACCGAUACCAUCAUGUAAGGAACGUGCCACCGGCUCGAUCGCUUUCGAGCGGAAACCGCCUUCCUGACAAUACGAUAGAACAAGAGUGACUAUAUUCUGGACGAACUUCUGAGUCGACGACGCACGAGUAAUCGUUACGAUGUGCUGGUGACCGAAUGUGGAUCCUGUUACAUCGGAAAGGAAUAAUGCUUAGAACUAUCAUAUAUCUUUGUAUAACCUGACUGUACUGAAGAUGCAAGCCAAGAAACGCUAUCUAUUAUUGUUCGUAACAUGCGCGUUUCUUGGUUAUUGCUAUUUCGGCGGAUAUCGUUUAAAAAGCGAAAAAUGGACAGGCAGAUCUCAGUUGCCUUACGAGCGAUUGCCUUCAUAUUUAAGUCUAAACGAAGAGUUCUAUGACAAAGAUUUAAAGACAUCCAGCGGGUCUUUGGUGGCUAUGUCGCAGCGUACACGGCAAUGUCGCAUGGAGACCUGCUUCGACUUCACUAGGUGCAAGCAAGGUUUCACCGUGUACGUUUACCCGGUCGAGGAUGUAAUAAGUCCACUAUACCAAAAAAUAUUAAACGUUAUCACGGAGUCGAGAUAUUACACGUCGGACCCGGCACGAGCAUGUAUAUUUGUCUUAGCCCUGGAUACGUUAGAUAGAGAUCCCUUGUCCACUGAAUUUGUACACAAUCUACCCUCGAAACUGUUGCACCUGCCAUAUUGGAAUAACGGGAGAAAUCAUCUGAUAUUUAACUUGUACUCCGGCACAUGGCCCGAUUAUGCGGAAGAGUCGCUGGCUUUCGACGUGGGUUACGCCAUGCUCGCUAAGGCCAGCAUGUCCAUCUUUAGACACAGACCGGACUUUGAUGUAUCGAUACCUCUGUUUGCCAAACAACAUUCGGAGCGUGGUGGAGAGCUCGGCCAGGCGUUAGAGAAUAAUUUUCCCAAUAAUAAGAAAUAUGUGGCAGCUUUUAAGGGAAAACGAUACGUGCACGGCAUUGGAUCUGAGACGAGAAAUGCUCUCUAUCAUCUACACAAUGGCAAAGAUUUGGUGUUUGUUACGACUUGCCGUCACGGAAAGGCCUGGAGGGAAUUACAGGACGAACACUGUCAGCAGGAUAAUCAAGAGUACGAUACAUACGACUAUGAAAUUUUAUUGAUGAAUGCUACGUUUUGUCUGGUUCCGCGAGGACGACGAUUAGGUAGCUUUCGGUUUCUAGAAGCUCUAAGAUCGGGAUGUAUUCCAGUUAUUUUAAGUAACGGUUGGGCUCUGCCGUUUCACGAGCGUAUCGAUUGGACCCAGGCUGUAAUAUUCUCCGACGAGAGAUUAUUACUCCAAAUUCCAGACAUACUGAGAUCCGUAUCCAAUGUACAAAUUCUUAAACUAAGACAGCAGACCCAAUUUUUAUGGGAGAGAUAUUUUUCUUCCAUCGAAAAAAUUGUGUUCACCGUGUUCGAGAAUAUUCGCGAACGUUUACCAUGGGAAGGUGCGCGGGAAAGAAUAGUUUGGAAUACCAAUCCCGGAGCAUUGGCAAUUUUACCGCAAUUCGCCGAUAGCCAGCAGGAACUUCCCUUUUCAAACAGUAAUCCUGGUAACACUUUCACUGCCAUAAUUUACUCACAAUUGGGAUCCACCGCCGUACUUUAUCGUUUACUUAGGAGUCUCGCGAAAAGCAAAUAUCUAGAUAAGAUAAUACUUAUGUGGAAUUCGGACAUUCCGGUGCCAAGAAAACCACGUUGGCAAGGUAUCAGAGCGUCAAUUCACGUUGUCGCAGUUGAUGGCAUAUCUCAACGUUUUUAUCCUCAUCCGUUAAUCAAAACUAGUGCCAUAUUGUCGCUCGACGAGGACGCCACUCUAAAUACCGACGAAAUUGAUUUCGCUUUUACGGUUUGGCGAUCGUUUCCUGAUCGAAUAGUAGGGUAUCCAGCGAGGUCUCAUUAUUGGGAUGACUCAAAGCGUUCCUGGGGUUAUACCAGUAAGUGGACAAACGACUAUAGUAUCAUUCUCACCGGUGCUGCUUUUUAUCACCGCUAUUAUAAUACUCUAUAUACCGAGUUAUUGAGCUCGACCCUCCAUAAGACCGUAGAACAAUCGCAGAAUUGCGAGGAUAUACUCAUGAAUUUCCUGGUGAGUCAUGUAACUCGAAGGCCGCCCAUCAAAGUGACGCAGCGAAAGCUGUACAAAGAUACAACGGUAGCCGGAAUUAGAUCGCCAUGGAACGACCCGGAUCAUUUCAUACAGCGACAAACAUGCAUGAAUACGUUUGUCGCUGUCUUCGGGUAUAUGCCACUGUUGCGAUCUAACAUGCGACUGGAUCCCGUUCUGUUCAAAGAUUCCGUGAGCAAUUUGCGCAAGAAGUAUAGGCAAAUUGAACUAGUUAGUAAUUAGAAUUGUAUACUCUGCUCGAUUACGCGUGACUAUUUAAUUUUUCAAGCGCGCCUGAUAACGCGAAAUCUCCGUGUACAAUACUAGACCUACUUCUUUUAGCGCACUUAUAUCUUUUCUGCACUUAUGACGAAAAUAGGAUCAGAAAAGAUAUGUAAUAGAAUUUUCGAAGAUGGAAAGGAAAGAGCGGAGAAUUGUAAGCAAGUGCAAUAAGUAUAGCUAAAAGAAACAGAUCUACCGCCAUUGUCGUACGAAUGCGCAUAUAUUAAUGUACAGGGAACAUUUGCGCGUUCACGUGCUAUGCCAUAUUAGGCUAUCGAUGUUGUCGAGUAAAGCAAAUCAAAGUCCGUUAUUCAGCAAGGAUACAUGGUGAUAUCCUUGCGAUUUAUUUGCGAGUAAUUUUGUACAAAUUGUAGAGCCGUUUCUAUAUUUGACGAUGGUCUCGCACAACUAUUACGCUAACUGCGGGUCAGCAUUUAAUCGAUGUACAUACAAAUUGUUUCAUAAUUAUUGAUAAAAAAAAAGUUAUUUAAGAAACAUUUAAAUUUUUUACGUACUGGCCAUUGAAAUUAUUUCAGCGGUUUGAUUGACAAAAGAAAAAUCGAAUUUUUCUGAGAUUCGCGUGUUUUUGUACGGAUUAUCUUGCAGAUGAAGAGGAAAAGAAGAAGCGGAAAAAAUAUUGCAUUUGUAUGUAUAAUGAUAUUUUUAAUCAUAGAAAUUUGCAAAUGUUUUUCUAUUUGAAUAAAUGUAUUUCAUGUAAUUCUUAGAUUCGAGAUACGUAAGAAAUUCGUAAAGUUUUAGAGCAGACUUCGUCAAGUGCUUUGAUAGUGACGACGUGAAAGUCGAUGUUUGUAUCGAGGCGAGGUGCAAACAAGAUCUGUUUAUAUUUAAAACAAUUGUAAAGAUGUUUAGGGUUUAAUGCAAUCAUUGAUAUCAAUUUUUCUUACUAUCAAAUAAUUUUUAUAUAGUAUGAUUUUAAGCGUCGCCUUACUAACUCCUCUUGUUCUCCCCCUUUACCCUUUUCUCUUUUUAAAAUAGUUCAUGUAUUUGAAGCGGAUCAAAUUUUAUAUCCGAGGAGAUAUUCUGUCAAUUUAUCUGUGCACAAUUAUUUAUGUGCAUACUAUUGCGUAUGCUGCAUUGUUUUACUCUGUGAUCACGUUCUACCCGAUUCAAAAUGACAAUGGUUCAUGAGAAUUUAACCAAUUCGAUCAACAUAUCUAUUUAGUUCAGCAUAUCUAUUCGAGUACUGCCGAGUUCUCAGGAACAUGAAAGAAAAAGAAAAGAAAGAGAAAAUUUCUUUUUGUCAAGGCGUCGCAACAAUAUCUAGUCGUUUACACCGAUAUACAUUGUUACACGAUGAGAGAAAUAACAUGUAAUCCCUCGGUUAGAAGGAUUGUACAAUAAUGUGGCAUCUGCAUGCGUGUGUUAAACACGAAAAGCUAUUUAUAUAUGUGAUAUGUUUUCUUUUCUAUCGUGCGUUCCAUAAUCAUUCGAGAGGGAUAAUGAAGAAGCUCUGUAAUUUUAUGCAUAAUAUAUUUCCGCAACUUGGUGAGGUGUGCGUAUGCGUUAGAAUCAAAAGCGACUGCGAGUUAAUUGAAGUUCUUAUUACCUUGGAAAAUUUUGUGCUCGUCAUUAAUUCCAGCGGUUGUUCAUAUACGGAUUGAUUUCUUGAGUUGUUAUAUCAAUUGAUAAAUGUAAAUUAGUAUUUGGGUGUAUAUAGAAAUUGAUAGGCUAAAUCUCUAUCCUCUUUGAUCGCUCGAUGAACAAUCUUAAUCAAAUAUGUUCCAAUCGUUCCAAUUAACCGGCCACUGACAAGCGUAAUCUUCGUACAAAGACAAAGAAAAGUCCUACGCAGUGGCCGCAGAUACUUUGAUUCUAUCCGAUAUGAAGCGACGGUUCCGAUCUGUUAAACAUUUUCCAUAUAAUCGUAUUGCGGAAAGAAAAUAAUAUAAGGUAAUAAGAUAUAGUAUUAGUCAUUUUAUAUGGGGAAAAAAAUAAACUGUUUUGUACAAAA